UUUUUACUGUGCGCUGCGAAUGUUGGGAAUGUUGACACAUUUUGCAUCGUAACAUAAAAUCAGCAACUUUUGCUGUAAUUAAUCUACCUUCAACACACGCAACGCAGUAACAAUAGUGGUACUAUUUUCGAUUGGUUGGUUGGAACUUUCUUGUUUACGUCUAGUUUUCGUGUGUAGAACAUUUUUCUUUUAAAUUUACGACAAACUGUUUCAGUUCCGUGAUUUGCAAACGGAGAUUAUUCUGCAAGAUAAGCACAGCGGAUACCAUGGAUGCAGAAAAGUCCAGUAGUAGUUCUUUUGAGGACCUGUCGAAUCUCAACGAACAAGAACGAGCUGAGAUGAACUCUUCUGCGGAACAAGAUCAAAAAGAUAAGGCAGCUGAGCACAAAAAUGACGUUAUGGACAUUCUGGGCAACGGGUCUCUGUUGAAAAAGGUGCUGAGGGAGGGCCAGGGCGAACGACCUGAAAGUCGUGAUAUUGCAGUUGUUAAUUUCGUCGGACGACUUGAAGAUGGUACUCUGGUGGAGGAGCAGCAAAAUUGUGUGGUUCAGAUUGAUGACGUCGAAGUGGUACAGGGUCUGGAUAUGGCACUUAAGCUAAUGAACGUAGGCGAACAAGCUGAGGUAGUGGUUGGCGCACGGUUCGCCUAUGGUGAACAUGGACUUAAGGACGAGGAGCAUCCUGAACGAAACGUUCCACCAAAUGCGAAAGUUAUCUACACAGUCGAGCUUCUGUCGACCAAAGAAGAAAGUGACCUCGAGAGUAAAUCGUAUGGCGCACGGAAAGAGAUUGGUAACAAAAAACGUCUAAGAGGAAACUUUUGGAUGAAGCGACAGGAAUAUAAUUUAGCUAUUCAAAGCUACCGCCGAGCACUGGAGUACCUAGAUGAAAGUGAGGGCGGUAUAACAAACCCGACGGCUAGUGGCGACCUGGAGCCUUCGAAUGCAGAGUUACAAGAUCUGUUAGAAGAUCGCAUGAAGGUUUACAAUAAUUUGGCUCUUGCUCAGCUCAAAAUUUCAGCCUAUGAUGCAGCGCUGAAAUCGGUUGAUCAUGUUUUACAGUGUCAACCAAACAAUGCAAAAGCAUUGUUUCGCAAAGGAAAGAUUAUGGAUGCUAAAGGAGAUACAAAGGCAGCAAUUACCCUUCUUCAAAAAGCAGCCACUAUUGACGAGGACGAUAAACUGAUUCAAUCCGAACUAUCGAAACUUAUUCUUAAAUCGAAACGGGAAGCACGCAAUGAAAAAGACCUCUACCAAAAGAUGCUUGGGCACGCUCAGAAAUUGGAACAGAAAUCAAAAGCUACGCCUGCAGCGCAGAAUCGUGAGGCUUCGAAGUUCAAACUGUGGGGCUACCUGAUGGGAUCCAUACUGAUCGGUGUUGCCGGUGUAGCCAUCUAUCGAUACAAUAAUAAAUACUUUUAGACAUCCAAAAAUUAGAACGCGUAAUAACAAUAAGUAAAUAGGACAAUUGGCAGCGGUUUAUUGCAAGGACACCCAUUCUUGUACUUCUGAGAGCGAGCUUCGCUGCGCAAUUUGAAAAGGGUUUUUGGAAGAAAGAAUUACGAAACCGAAAUAAGCAUUUCAACCUGUUUUUCCCUUCACCUAGAGUAAAAUUUUCGUACAUGGAAAUAUUUGGGUAUACUUUACUUAUAUAAUGGCGGGUAUUUAAAGUUUUCCAUUGUUCUAAAAUCAGAGAGAGGUUAAAUUUAAGGAAUGGACAUGAUUAGAGGAAUCAGGAUGUUUUUAAAUCACUACAAUCCUUUAUAAAUAUUCUUACUUAAUAGUGGCAUCUCCGCCUAAUCAGGUUCAGUGUGACAAAGUUAAAAAAAGAACAAAAUAUUAGUUCGGAAAAGACAAGCAAACGACGUAAUUCAUCUUGCAUUUGUGUUGACUUAUCACAACGUACGCUGCAUAUCUAACGUGGCGGCUUUUUUAUAUCGAACAUUUUUAAUCAAUGCGAUUUCACUUAGUACGUGGUCUUAGAUUCGUACUGGUGAUUACAUAUUUUCUAUUAUUAUUGUUAGCAAUACCUACAAUGUAAUCGUUCCCGGCUAACGUCGUCUUUUGUCAUUCCAGCAGAUGAAUAUGUACGUAAAUGCGUUGAGUGUGUAGAUUACUUGUAUGAGAAAAUAAAAGUUUAUGUAUGCUUAUAA
Molecule: messenger RNA, 2152 nt
Organism: Sabethes cyaneus
Lineage: Eukaryota; Metazoa; Arthropoda; Insecta; Diptera; Culicidae
Product: peptidyl-prolyl cis-trans isomerase FKBP8
Exons: 6
Coding region: 267-1421 (384 amino acids)
Molecular function (GO): protein binding; peptidyl-prolyl cis-trans isomerase activity
Source: RefSeq, a predicted model, not a curated record